AUGCGACGCCUCGACCGUGCUCCUGGCUGUCAAACCCAAACCCGAACCGAGACCAAAACCAAACCUGCCGCGCGUCCCAAGCCGCCGCGACCGUCGACAUGUUCCAUUGCCCGCAACACAGCGACGGCUCGCCGGAUUGUCUCUGCCCCUUCCGGUUCCUCGCCGCCACCCCGCCCGGCUCUGACUUGGAAGCCCAGGCCUGCAGGUGGCGCGCGCGCACCCACGCAGCCGCACCAGCCACUGUUGUCGCACCACUGUGCCCGCCCCCGGCUCUCCGCUGGCGGGCUGCGCUUGCGUGCGCCGAAUGCUGCUGCCGUCAUCGCUAGCGCUGCUGCUAGUCCUGCCACCGCCGGUGCGUCCCGCGCGUCGUUGCCCUCGUCCUCCCAACUCCAGAAACAACAUGUCGUUCCGCUGGCCGUCAAGACGCGCUCUCCUCUAGCGAGCCUCGCCAAUAUGCCUCCUGGCGAGAGGCCUCGACAGCCCCAGCUGAGUGCUGCUGCGGCAAGAUCUGUCAACCGAACCCCUCUGACUCCCAAGAUUGCCGCCAAGGGACCUCCUGUGACCCCUCUGGCCAGACGACCUCCCUCUUCGACGCCCACGCUUGCUGCUUCUCACAACCCGCGAGACGAUGUUUCCACUCCUGUGGUCGCCUUUCUGGCCCAGAACAUAACCCCUCGCUCCGGCCCCAGGCAAAGUCGUGUCGACAGUGCUAAUUCCACCCCGAGCGGCACCCCGAACCCGGAGAGGACGAGCGACGGCUUUGAAAACAACAACACCAACACCACCGCCGCCUCCAGGCUUGCACCGGGCGUAUCCCCCCCCGCGAAUGACCUCCCUAGACAGGCAGCAUCUCAGUUGGAUCCUGCCAGUGAUGCCAACGACUCCAGCAAGUUCUUUUAUGCCAGCGACGCCAGAUCCAUCCAGCAGGGAGGCUCGCAAAGACCGCUGUCCGUUCCGCAAAAGCCCGCCAACACCUUCUUCUAUGCCAAUGGGACCACGGCCGAUGGAUGCCGCAACGUUAGCCCGCCUUCCAACGCUACGCCCAUUCUCCCCCCAAGUUCCAAUCCCGAGCCUGCCGCAACCAAGUUCUUCUACGCGAACGGGACCCCUGGCAUGUCCUCCAGGCCCGGUAUGCUGCAGUCCACCUCGGCUUCUGCCGCAUCCUCGUUUUCUCGAAUAACUCCCUCACGACCACCUACGAGUAACUGCGGCUCUACCUUUAGCGUUCCGCCGGCCCAGCGGCCAGCGUCACCAGUCAAGGCAGUAUCAACACCCGUGACACAAACCUUGAAAAACAAUGUCGCCUCGCCGCCUUCUCCAAAACGGAAUUCUCUCGUCGCGUCAUCCUCGCCGUCGUUGACGCAGCAAAUGUCUUCUGUUUCCCAGAAAAGAGUAAGCAUCGACACAGCCCCAAAGGAGACGGGCGGGCACAGGAGAGCAGGAAGCAUGCCUGGGUUCGAGCCCCUGACAGUUGCCCGCUUCAAUUUGUCCCCGAAUCCAUCCGAGUCCGCUUCAGCGUCCCCACCGUUGAGCCCAGGCUUCUCACAGCCUGCCAUGACGAUGGCUUCUCUUCUGCAAAUCGCCGACGACCUACAAGACGACGCCGAACCCGGACAAGGGGACGCUCGGUCUGAUGUGCCUCCUCCAGCACCCCAGAGCCCUACCAAGUCUGCAAAUCUCAGCGGCUCUGUCAGCGAACUCGUAGCCAAUGCCCGCCGCGAACGCAAGGUGCAGGACCUGGAGAUUACCAAUGCGUCUCUGGAAGCCAUCAACAGGACACUGGAGCGGCAGCUUCGCAAGCAAAGCGCCGAGUUGCGACGGUACCGCCGGCUUUCUAGGUCGGGUGCCUUCUCGGCGGCAUCUAGCCGAGUAACUUCUUUAGCUCUAACCGAGCCACCCACGGACAUGUCUGAUGUUGAUGAAGAGGACGAGACGGAGCUGGAAGAGGAUGCAGACUCGUUUGAUGAAUCCGACCUGUCGAGCAAUGACACCGUGGACACAGAAGACAUCAUGUCAUCCAGUGCGAAGCUGGAUGCCCGACGAAGACGAGACGAGAAGCGGCUUCAGCUGGACCUAACCAAGCACCAAGAACUGCUUGUUGACAGUCAGAGGAUGAACCAAAGCUUGAAACGAUGCCUCGGCUUUACCGAGACACUGAUCAGAGAGGGCCAAAAGGCGCUCCAGUAUCACGUUCGAGUGUCUGACAUUCAACUCGGAGGACGGGUGUUGGCCCCAUCAGAUGACUGA
Metarhizium album ARSEF 1941 is the source of this 2247-nucleotide messenger RNA. RefSeq lists its product as uncharacterized. The record is from RefSeq and is a predicted model, not a curated record. The transcript has a single exon. The coding region runs from base 1 to 2247 and encodes 748 amino acids. Lineage: Eukaryota; Fungi; Ascomycota; Sordariomycetes; Hypocreales; Clavicipitaceae.